AUGGAGUCCAACAUCGAGGAAGAAGCUUUUUUUAGAGUGAUCUCCGAGAACAUGAAGUUUGCAUUCACGAGCCCAGUACCAACUACCAUGCAGUUCCCAACACCAUAUUCGCAGCAACAACAGCAGCAGCAGCUAUUGCAAGGCCACCAGCAACACGGAGAUCAUCAACAACCGUCGUCGCAGCUACUUUUUGGCACUGGUCGUGGCUCAACUGCAACGGACGGUCAAAAACAUGCCGAACAAGCUCAGGUUGAAAAUCAGUCCAUGGUCGAAAAUAGCAUGUUGGCUGAGGGUCCAGGAGCUGCCAAGCUCAGCGACGUCAACAUGCAGCCAUCUUCGGUGUUACAACUGAGCAACGAGUUCAUGCUCACAUCGCCAGAGCAAUUCAAAGACUUUUUGUUCGAAUCUCCAGCAGGAUUCAACCUAUGGCAUCGCACACCAGCCAAGACGCCUCUUAGAUUUUUCAAUGGCUCUGCUGCUGGUACAACGAGCUCUUCAGCAGACCAGCAAGGGCAACUCGGCAAUGCUCAACCUGCGCCAAGCGCCGCAACUCCGUUGCGAAGUAUUGACGUGAACCUCAUGUUCAACUCCAGAGACAAAACAGCGCCAGCUUCGUCGUCAUCUCCCUCCAAGAGAUACCUAUCGCUCACGCCCUAUGGGAAACGUAUUCUUUCGGAUAUCGGCACGCCUUAUGCCAAGCUCUUGGCAUCUUCCAAUAGUGCUCUCGUAGAUUUUCAAAAGGCACGCAAGGACGUUUCACGCGCAUCUCCAAACCUCCGUAAUGUCAACCUACCAAAUCUAACCAAGAUAACUCCCAACAAGAGCAUUUAUCAGUCAAUAUCGCCAAAUCGAGGUCGAAGGGAUGAUACCGCGCAUCGACGGGGCCGGCACACGCGGGCCGCUGAGAAACCUCAGCGAGAGCCUACCGCGCAGGAGAAUCGCGAUGAUCAAGACGAGUCUGAUGCGGAAGACUGUGGCUCUUCGCCCACGACGAUACAGCUCAAUUCUUCAGUGACCAAGCCAACGCGCAAUAAACUUGGGUUUAUUGGUGCUCCGCCGCCAAUGCCUUUCCAAGAAGACGGAUCAAGCGAAGAGGAAUCUAAUAACAUUGACAGCAGACUCUUCGAGAUGGCCAAGCUGCCGCUGUCGCCGACUCCGAAACCCGCAAGCUGCAACAACAUGGACGUUACACAGAUAAAUAUCCCAGAGCUGCCGAAAAUGGGGUCUUUCAAAAGUGAGACUAGUGCAAGCUCGCUGCCAAGCACAGCCAAAAAGGUCACACGUAAGCAACCCAAAUUUCAGAUAAUUGUCACGAAUGCCAAUUCUUUCAACUCAACUCGGGGAACUGUCAUGGGCGGCGAAACAGGCUCCAAAAAGCGAAAACCGGGGCUGAAACGCUCGCAAUCGGAAAUUGUGUCUGACUCUGCUAACGGUCAAGGUAGCGCAAAGCGAAAGAACAAGGAGCAGCGCACGUCGCAGCUAAAUCGUUUCGCGAUCAAAUAUCAGACUGGAUUUUCGAGUUCGCAGUGA
Lachancea meyersii CBS 8951 is the source of this 1530-nucleotide messenger RNA. The record is from the annotation of a GenBank genome assembly. Lineage: Eukaryota; Fungi; Ascomycota; Saccharomycetes; Saccharomycetales; Saccharomycetaceae.